AUGUUGUAAUGCUCAAGCAAAUAUUGCAUUGAUUAUUAAGUUCCAGGUGAUCCUACCACUUAAUCAGGAUGCUUUCUUUGGGAUGCAUCUAUAAACAGAAUAGGGAUAGAUAAAAAUGGAUAUUGCACUUAUUAGGACUAACCAAAUGCAAUCAAAUGUAUAUCAGGAUAGUUUUGCUUAAAUACUCGUUUUGGAAAUUCAUGCCAGUCUCUGUUAUUAUCAUUUGAUUAAAAUAGGUUUGCAAGAGAAAGAUUAACUGGUAAAUGCCUUCCUUAUUUAGAUCCAAAAUAAGAAGGACGUGAUAUUGAAACUUGCGUAGAUGGUAGUUGCUUUUACACAGAUCAAAUUUCAAAGAAAAAUUUCUGUCUUUCUUUGGGUAUUUAUGCUUGGGGAGAUUUUAUUGUUGGAAUCGAUAUUUAAGGUUAGUGUUUAAAAAAUGACCAAAAAACGACAGUUCAAAUAAAAUCAUGUUUAGGCCUGACAUAUUGUGUUCUUGAUACUGGAGAGGGGGAUUACAAAUGUCAAAAGCUUCAGUUAAGUGACAAUACAUAUAAAAAUCAAGCUUAUUAAGCAAAAAGUGUUAACUAAACUUGUUAAGGUCUUAACACAGAAAAUAGUAUUGGAUGUUUAGAUGGUUUAUAUUGUAUAAAUUAAUAAACCAAUAAUAAAUGCGAAAUAAUGGAUUCUAAUGACCCAAAUAAAAUAGGCAGAAACUUUUUUAACCAAUAAUGUCUUCCAUAAGGAGCUUAAGUUGCUAUAAUUUGCCAGUAGUAAUAUUGUAUAUCUUCUGGAGCAUGCAUACCUUUAUCAGAUAGUCAUCCAGGCUAAGAAAAAUAAACAUAAAAAUGUUUGUAAGAAUAAUCAUAAGGUUAGAAUGGAGCCUCUAAUUGUUAUAAAAAUGGGUACUGCUUAUUUAAAGACCCCCUAACAGAUAAAGCAUCUUGUUACAAAUUAGACUUUAGUAAUCCAAAUGCUAUUGGUAUAUAAAAAGACACUUAAUUAUGCUUAGAGAUGGGAUAACCUUAAGCAAUAAUGUGUGCAGUUGAAAAAUAUUGUUUAGAUCAAACAACAAAAACCUGCUAGUUAAUUGAUACAACUAAAGGGAUGUGUAUUGAUGAGAAUGGCUUUUGUGUCUAAAACGGAUCAUGUUUUAAUUGUGAACUAAAAUAAUGCUUGUCUUUAUCAAAUCAAAAUAAAUGUUAAGACCUUUUAUCACCAUCAAUUACUUAUUGCAAGGAUAGUAAAGGAUUUUGUUAAUAACUAGAUUCCGGCCUUUGCGAUAUGUGUCCUGAUAAUUACUGCUUAAUUAAUAAAUCAUGUUUAAAUUAAAAUAGCUUAUUAAAAUUAGUUAAUAAUGGAUAGUGUUUUGAACAAAUCAAGAAGUUAAAAAUCUGUGUAAUUUAAAAUUUAAAUGUACCAAACUAGAAUGGAAAUAUGAAUUGUAUGAAUAAUUAAAGUUUUUGUUAAGAUAUUUCUAUUAAAAAUAAUGAAUGUUUAUCAUGUCCUAUGUACUUUAUAAAUCCAGGAGAUUAAAAAUGCUACAGCUUAGAAUAAAAGUUAGAACAUUCACCUUAUCCUUAAUAAGUAUAUUUUCAAAUGCAAUUGAUUUAUGUUAAAUAAGACUGUUAUGAUUAAAACUUUUGCCUGGUAAAUUAAUCUCUCAAGUGUCCAUUAGGGUAGCAGAGCCAAUCCUAAUAUAAAACAUGCUAGAAUUACAUUUUAUAGCUAGAUCAAAAUUUACAAGUAGUAUUUUCAAAAUAUUAGGCAAUAAACUUCCUUGUAUAAUCAACACCAGGCUCAUAUAGCAUUACUCAGUAUUAGUCUGUGCUAUGUCCAGAAGGAUGCUUUUCAUGUAUUCAAGAAUCUAAUUCAAAAGCAACUUGUAUCAAAUGCUAACUUUAGUAUGUUUAAAAUGGAGAUAUUUGUGAAAAAUGCCCUUAUAAUUGUAAUAAAUGUUAAUAUGCAGUAAUUAUAAAUGGAAAUGCUGUUUUUAAAAGCUAAAUAAACGUUAAUCAAAUCAAUGGAAUUUAAUUUAAAAAAAUAUGCAUAGAAUGUAAACCUCAAUACCUUCUUUCAUAUGAUCUAUAAUCAUGUGUUUAGUGUGGUUUCAAUUGUGAUAAAUGCUAAUAUGAAAAUUAAGAUGAGGUUCUAAAUAAUAAUAUAGAUUAACUAUCUGCUUUAUCAUAUUACUAGUUUCUAACAAAAAAUUACAUAAAAAAGUGUAUAUAAUGCCCUAAUGGAUACUUUGUUUCUUUUGAUGGUCAGUCUUGUGUGUAAUAAACACUAAAUUGCGAUUAUAACAGUUUUAAAAUAGUAUAGGGUACACAGACUUAUGAUUUAACAGAAAAUAUUUGGUCAUUUGUAGAUAGUUUAUAUCAAAAUAUAAGUAUUAGCAAAAUUUGUAAAAGCUGUUCUUAUGGGUACAUAUUAGCAAGUGAUUAAAGUAAAUGUGAAUAUGGAUGUUAAUCUCAAUCUCAGCAAUCAAUAUGCAAUAAUUGUUUUACUACUUUAUCCUUUAAAGUUUAAUGUUAGUUUUGUAGUAAUGGAUAAAUAUUAAACUAAGUUGUGGAUCCCCCAAAAUGUUAAGAUGAUUUUUGUAAAAACCAUAUUUUUGGAUGCUCAGAGUGCUAUAAAUAUUUAGACUUGAGUUAAAAUUUAAACAAUUAAGUUUUUUAAUGUACUAAAUGCUAAGAUGAACUAAGUAUUCCAUCUAUCUAUGGAUGCAUUAAAUGCCCAUAAGGAUGCUCCAGAUGCUAUGAAGGUACAAGUACAUUUAACUUCACAUCAUAAUUAAUAUAUAAAAGAGAAUCCAUCACUAUAUAAGAUAGAUUAGAUUAUAAGAAUAAAAACUAUAAACUAAUAUGUACAGAAUGUUAAGAUGGGUAUUACUUUGAUUAAUAAUUCAAAUAAUGUAUUCUAAUAUAAUGUGGAUAAAACUGCCAAAAAUGUAUCAUAAUAAAUAAAUAACCUUAAUGCAUUUAGUGCAACUAUGAUAAAUUAAUUAAUUAAAUUACUUCAUUGUAGUAUUUUAUUGGUAAGUUCUAUUAUAAAUAAAAUUAAAUAAAUAAUCCAAAAUAAAUGAUAACAUUAACUUCUUCUGGUGAUGAUUGCUAAAUUUGUCCAUUACUUUGCGAAACAUGUGAAAACAAAAGCAAUGUCAGUUAGAAUCCUUUAUAUAUAUAUGAUGCUUAAUGCUUAUCAUGCAAAAAAACUUUAGAUAAAAGCCUUUUAUUAUAGAAUUAUAGUAUAACUUACGAUAAAUCAAGAAGGAAAUGCUACUUAUGCUAAAAAUCAGAAUAGGGCUGCUACUAUAAGAAGUAAAAAAUAAUUUAUGCAUAAUGCUUAGAUCUAAAUAGCAGAUUAGGUGAUGGCUCAUAAAAAGAACCAAUUAACUUCAAUCGUUUAAAUGAAGUUAAUUUAAACUAAUUUAUCAUAAAUGAGCUAGAUUUUGAUCAAGCAGUAGUUUUUUAUAACGAAUUAUAAGUAAAAGAGUUGGAGGUUUUGUUAAUAUUUGUUGAUAACAUUUGCUAAGAUCUAAAACCUCAAAACUUUACAAUUACUUUAAAGGAGAAAUUUAGAACUCUUUCAGCUAUCCUAAACAUAACAACACUUUACUCGAAUUUUACUGUCGAUUUCUAGCAAUAAGAUGUUUUUAUUGUAUAAGGCUUUGACAAAAUUUUCAUUUAAAAUGUAAUUUUCUAACAGCAAAAAAGUGAUAAUAAAUUUGGAAUAAGUAUUAAAGAUGAUUCUUUAAAUAAUUUUUAACUUAUAAACUGUUAAUUCCAUCAAAUAAGUUAAUUUUUAAAAUAUUUUGGUGUUAGAUCAGAAGCCUCUAAUAAAUAUUCUUAACUCUUAAUAAAAUUCUUAAUUAUAUCUUAGGAUAAUCUCAGCUACUUUACUUAAUAUGUUCGACAAAAUAAUUCACCAAAUCAAAAUAUAAGUAUUUAUUUUCAAAAUAUUACUUUUGAGAAUAGCUCCUUUUACCAUAGAUCUUAGAUUCUGAAUUCAAAUAUCUUAAAUUCUUUAACAAUUACUAGCUUAACCUUCAACUAAUUGACUAACUACAACUUUAUGCAGUAGUAAGAUAGUAGAUUGAAUAUUACAAAUUAAAAUUCUUAUUUUGAAUAGAUUCAAGUUUUAAAUAAUAUUGUGACAAUUGAUAGCUAUUUUUUAUUAGAUUUUUAGACUGAUAAAAACUCUAAUAUAACUUUAAAUGGAAUAAUAAUUAAAAGAAAUCAAUUUUAUUCUGAGUUAACUUCAAUUAUAAUUCAACUUGCAAAAUUAAAUACAAUUUAAGUAAAUAAUAUUUCUUUAGCAGAUAAUCAAGAAUUUUUAUUCCUUUAAACUGAAAAUAUUUUUAACGUCACAAUUGGUUAAAUAAAUUUAUAAUAAACUGACUAAUAAUUUUUGACCCCUUAAAUUUGCUACUUAAAAUAAACUAUCUAGUAAAUAAAGAUUAAUGACAUAGUCUAAUAAGGUAUAAGCAUAUCAAAAGAAUUAUUUAUCUUUGAAAAUAAUAUAAUUUAAUAGCAAAUUACUCCUCUUGAAAUUGUUAUAAUGAAUGUUAUAAGCAAUUAAAUAACUUUAGUAUUCAAAGAUAAUAAAGAAGAUAUUUCUAUUUUUUCUAUAAUUUCUAAGUUAAUCAGCAACAUAUAAAUUCAAAAUGUAUAGUUUUCUGGGUUUUAAGAUGAUAUUUUGAAUAAAAAAUCUAUUUUAGGGAAAGUAUCCUAAGGUUUUUACUUUAAUGCUCCUACUGUAGCUGUGGACCUUUAUAAUUCUAGUUUUAAUGAAAUAGAUGUUUAAAGUUAAUUUGGUUGGAUAAAUGGAUAAAUUCUUUCAAUAGAUAUAAGACAUUGUAACUUUACUAAUUAAUAGAGUUAUCUUAACAUAGAAACUAGUAGAGAAGGUGGGUUUCUUAAUGUUAUAAGUUAAGUACUUCAUAUCUAUAAGUCUAAAUUUAUUAAUGGCAAUGCAUUAAUUGGUGGAGCAGUUUAUUGGACAGCAUAGAAUAAAGGUAGUUUUUCAUCAAUAGAGAGCGAAUAUUUAAGCAACGUAGCUUUUAGUAGUGAUGACUUAGAGACUCAAGGUGGAGCAAUAUUUGUUAAUGGGAGAUUAUCUUAAGGUUUUGAUGGAUAUAUAUACAAAUCUAAUUUUUCUAAUAACUUUGCAUUUAACCAAGGAGGGGCUAUAUUGAUCUAACCUUCUGCUUAUUUUAAAAAUACCAUAACAAUUAAAAUGAGUCAUUUUAUUAAUAACUUCUCUCUAUGCAGAGGUAGUAAUAUUAACAUACAAAAUUAAUCUAAUUCUAAAUCUUAUAUAACAUUGAGUAGUUUAGUUAUUACAAGUUAGAUUAAAUACUUUAUAGAAGUAAUUGAGAUCCUUUAAAACAUUAUUCGUAAAUAAGCUUGGUUAUAAAUUUAAUCAGUUGAUUCUUCAUUAAUUAAUAUACAAAAAGCUCAUAAUAUUGAAAUCAUAAGUUCCACAUUUUAGUUAUCAACGGGCACAUCAUAUGAUUUCUAAAAUUCUGAGUUUCUGAAAUUUAUUUUUUAAUAAAUUUUGAUAAUUUAAGAAGCUAUUAACUUUUAUGAUGUUUAAAAUAUUUAUUAGAAUAGCUAUUUUUUAAGUAAUAUGAUUACAGCUACAGGUAUAGAGCAUUUUUAUAUCUAUGAUACGUUAAUUUAAAACAAUAGAAAUAUCUUAGAUUAUAUGCAUAAUUAAAGAUAAGAUGCAUAAAGUGCAGUAUUUUAUAAUAGCUAGAGCAGCUACAUUUAUAAAUUAAACGUAACUAAUAACAUAUGUUAAUAUUGCGUUUUUGGGACAAUUUAAAUAGCAAGUUCAAAAUUUCAAAUCUUAAAUUCUACUUUUUAUAAUAAUAUAGCAUAUAAUGGACCAGGAUUAUAUUUAGAAUAAGCUUAAUUUUACUUUACAAACUCAAUUAAUGCAUAAUAAGUGUUUUUAGAUACCUUAAUAAUCAUUAAUUCUGCAUUCAUUAAUAAUUAAGCUAACUUAAACGGAGGAGCGAUAUACCUAAAAUAAUCUAGUAUGUUUAUUUAUGAAACUAUCUUUGAAUAAAAUAAAGCAAGCUAAUAUGGUGGAGCUAUUUUUUUAGAAAAUACAUAAAAGAAUAUUUUAAUAAAUUUAAUUAAUUUAAGUAACUGCACAUUUACUUAAAACUAAGCAAGCUUUGGAGGAGCAUUAGGGUCAACUACAGGAUAAAGAGUGAAUAGAUUUUCAAAUAACACAUAUUAAAAAAAUAAGGCAUCUUAAUAUGGUGACAACAUUUAAACUUCGCCAACAAAAUUUAGUGCUUCUAUAAAUGGAAAGUCUUUAUCAGACUCAAAUAUAUUAUAAAUAUAAAAUCAUUUUGGGGGGUAUCUUCAGGAAGAUAUAAUUUUAAGAUUGUGUAGUGAUUAAAAUUAAGAAAUUUUGAAUAUUCCUAAAUAUAGCUUUCUUUAAAUAACCAUUUUAGAAGGAAAUGGUUACUUAAGUUCAAAUAAAAUUUAUAGUUAAAAUGGUGAAUUUAAUUUAACUCAGUAAAUUAAAAUUUAUGGAAACUUUAAUUAAUAACUUAAACUCUAAAUUACAAGCGAUUUAAUUCAAAUUCCCAUAUACAAUUCAAGCUAAUACAUAAUUGGUUAUAGUAAUUAUUCGUUAAUUAUUGUUAUAGAUAUGGCUCAAAAUUGCUUAAUCGGUUAGAUACCUAUAAAAUUUUAAUAAAAAUAUGAUUAAUGUUAAGACUGUAAAGAUACUAAAUAUAGCUUUAGUAUAGCAAAUUAAUGUUAAUCUUGCCCUCAUCCGUCAGUUAAAUGUUAUAGAGAUAUGAUCUUUUUACCUUCAAAUCUAUGGAGAGUUAAUCAAUAAUCAAUAGUUUUAUACCCAUGUAAAAAUUGUGUAGGUGACAUUGAAAUAAGUUAAAUAAAAUAAACUGGCUAACUUUCACGCUAACUUUCACCUAAGCACAAUGAUAUGAAUUACUAUUGCAAAUAAGGAUAUGUAGGAGCACUUUGUGAAGAUUGUGAUAGAAGUGGAGAAUAUUGGGGUGAAGCUUAUUACAUGAAAUUAGACUAAAAAUGUUCAAG
Messenger RNA from Tetrahymena thermophila SB210, 7079 nucleotides. RefSeq names its product transmembrane protein, putative. The record is from RefSeq and is a predicted model, not a curated record. Lineage: Eukaryota; Ciliophora; Oligohymenophorea; Hymenostomatida; Tetrahymenidae. The annotation marks the transcript as partial. The transcript is spliced from 22 exons.